This is a messenger RNA of Lates calcarifer (barramundi perch), 7436 nucleotides long. Its product is annotated as RNA-binding protein Musashi homolog 2. The transcript has 15 exons. Gene Ontology annotation, molecular function: RNA binding. The record is from RefSeq and is a predicted model, not a curated record. The coding region runs from base 193 to 1416 and encodes 407 amino acids. NCBI's taxonomy places the organism in Eukaryota, Metazoa, Chordata, Actinopteri, Centropomidae. Gene Ontology annotation, cellular component: cytoplasm.
UCCGCCCCCUAUGGGCCAAGGUAGAGCAUGCUGAGAGAGGGAGGAGGGAGCAGGGGGCUGAGCUGAUCCCACGUGUGACGCUUUCAUUCCCGGCUCAGUAAUAUUCUCAUAGCGGGGCUUUGCAUAUCUCCUGCCGUAUCUGUGUGUGUCUGUCACUGUUACUGUAGUCCCAGCCUAUAGUUUGGAAUAGAUAUGGAAGGAGACGGGAGUCAAGCCACAUCCGGAAACCUAAAUGAUUCACAACAUGACCCGGGUAAAAUGUUUAUCGGUGGCCUCAGCUGGCAAACCUCACCAGACAGCCUUAGAGACUAUUUUAGUAAAUUCGGAGAAAUAAGAGAAUGUAUGGUGAUGAGAGACCCCACGACAAAACGCUCAAGAGGAUUUGGGUUUGUUACGUUUACAGAUGCUGCCAGUGUAGAUAAAGUCUUAGCUCAACAACACCAUGAAUUAGACUCAAAGACGAUUGAUCCUAAGGUUGCCUUUCCCCGUCGCGCCCAGCCUAAGAUGGUCACAAGAACAAAGAAAAUAUUUGUGGGUGGCUUGUCAGCCAAUACAGUAGUGGAAGAUGUGAAGCAGUAUUUUGAACAGUUUGGGAAGGUUGACGACGCCAUGCUUAUGUUUGAUAAGACUACUAACAGACAUAGAGGAUUUGGUUUCAUAACUUUUGAGAGUGAAGACAUCGUAGAGAAAGUCUGUGAAAUUCAUUUUCAUGAAAUCAAUAACAAAAUGGUAGAAUGUAAGAAGGCCCAGCCCAAGGAGGUGAUGUUCCCACCAGGUACACGAGGGCGAGCCAGGGGUCUGCCCUACACCAUGGAUGCCUUCAUGCUGGGGAUGGGCAUGCUGAGUUACCCUAAUAUUGUGGCAACGUAUGGCCGUGGAUACACUGGAUUCGCACCAAGCUACAGUUACCAGUUCCCUGGCUUCCCAGCGACAGCAUACGGACCGGUGGCGGCGGCGGCAGUAGCAGCAGCGCGUGGCUCAGGUAGGGGGGCCCGUGGAAGAGGCGGCUACUUGGCGUACCCACAGAGCACAGGGCCAGGCCUCCCCGAUUAUGGGUUUUACUCUGCGCCCAGUGACCAGAGGGGGGGGCCCUGCUCCUUUGCUGACUAUGGCUCCCUGGGGCCCCAAGCGGCUCAGAUGCUGCACAGUGAGCAUGCCACCUCCGCCUGCAACUCCCCCCUCCAGCACCUACACAGCCCGGAUCAAUUUAAGAACCCAGGCACCAACCCGUCAAGGCCUGGAGGUUUCCCCGGCGCUAACAGUCCAGGUCCUGUGGCUGACCUGUACGGACCUAGCAGCCAGGAUUCAGCUGUGGGCAACUACAUCAGUGCUGCUAGCCCUCAGCCUGGCUCUGGGUUUGGCCCCAGCAUCACAGGCCCGUUGAUUGCAACAGCUUUUACAAAUGGAUACCAUUGAACAGGUGGCCGGUUGCCAUCUCAUCAGAGCAGAGUAUAUCUGGUGGCCCAGGAAAGACAGGACGAAGUUUCUAAUUGGCUUUGUGUGCAGGUGAUGCUAAUCCAACUUCAAGCACUACAGUGUCACCCAGGCAAAAAGAACGAAAGUGGGAAACCAUAUGAAGAAGAAAAGAAAACGUUAGUCAUCUCAGAAAAAUAACAACUGCUGUACUAUACUCCAAACCUCCUAUAACUUUACAACCUGGUUUGGUAAUGAUGUUUCACGUCAAUCUCAUCCACCUGUUUCCUUCCUGUUAGCUCUUUUUUUGUUUUGUUUUGGUUAGUUUUUUAGAGAGUCGUUUUAGUUUGACCUUAAUUUUUGUGUCAUUUUUGAUUUUAUCUUCUAGUAGAUAUUUGUGUAAAUGGACUUUUGUUUGAAGUGCGGGGGGAGGGCAGGGGGUCAUAGCCAAGAAUAUCUGCAAGUCAUGUCUUCAUCUUUGUAUUGGUUAGUGUAAAGAGGAAAAACGAUGGGAGGUUCCAUUCAAGUCUUUCCGCAAAAAAAAAAGAAGCUCGGAGAAAGACUCGGAGAAAAAAAAUCAAUUUUAAGGAAAAUUUAAAGAAGGUAUCUAAGUAAUAAAUCUUAGUAGCUGUUUUAUUUCUUGUGAUGUCUCCUUGUUAACCAUAAUUACCUAUUUUUGGGCAAUACAAAGAGGACUCCAAUAUUUUUAUGGUCCUUUUUUAUAAGUGUUGUUUUUGUUGUUUAGAAAUAUAUAUAUAUGCUAUAACAAAUUUCAUAUAACUACAUUGUGAAUUCAAACUUGAGAAAAAGAAAUGUAGCUGUACAUAUUAUUCCAGUCACUGCAUAUAACCAACUCAGUGAGAGAAUAGCAUAUUUUUGUGAUGGUGUGUCAAAAGAAACAUGUUAUAGCGUGUGAAUAGAAGAAAAAGCUGUAAACAAGUUAUUAUUCUACUUUUUCUCGCUGGAAGACGGUAUAAUAACGACCCCGGAGGCAAACAGAACGCACUUGCUCUGUAAAUACCGAAGCUGAAUAAUUUUACAAGUGUCAUACCAGCAAAAUUUACAAAAACGGUGAAGUCAAAGCAGUUUUAAAGGAAAUAAAAAGAAAAAAAGAGCCUGAUUGGGAUCUUUUUGUCUAACUGUUAAAGAUAUCAGUAUCAUUUCAAAGAGAAAGACAGAAAAAAAACAAUUUAAUCCAAAGCACACUGUACUUAGAUGUGAUGAUUAGAACUUGAACCAGGCAUUUUCCAGUGCUCUGUGCAUCCUGACACUUUUAUACUCUUUGAGAGGAACUUGUUAGAUGUAUGUUAUUGUUUGUUUCAUCCUACUCGUUCCUGAUUUGUCUCCUUUUUUUUUUUAUGAACACAAUAUCUGGGCUCUGUGUAUCGAGGGCCCUUAUGUAACGCUUGUUCUCUGAAUCAGUUCUUUUUAUUUCCUUUUUUUUUUUUUGAAUGAAUUAGGAAAGUAAACAUUUUGAUACCAUACCUCAGCCUUCGUGAGUUCUAUCAUGGAAAUCAUUGGCAGGUUUAAUUUAUUCUAGUGGCGAAAACAAAUGAAAACACUGAAAGGUAAUAAAGCGACUAUAAUCAUUGCACUGUGAGUAGUAAAGUACAGGCCAUUCUCCUAUUUGCACAUGUAUAUGUUGGCUUAUAAAAAAAAAAAAAAAACAGCCCUGUGCUUUUGGGAUAGUAUGAAGGAUUUUUUUGGGGUUAAUGUUUUCUUGACUCGACAAACACUUCAAAGUUUUGAGGUGAGUUAACAGCUUGGGAAGUAGUAACUGAUAUGUUGCAGUGUACACUUGGAUUUCUUUAUAUAUUAGACCCAUGCCUCAUCUAAAGAUAUUUAUACAGGGUCAAAAAAAGAUGACACUGAAUUAUUCACUAUCUGUCGCUGCGCCAGGUUUUACACAGUGUGUGUGGUUAAUGAUUUUACUCGUGACAAACAUUUAGUAAUAAUGAUAAUAAUAAUAAUAUGCUCCAGAGUGCAGUCCAGUUUAUAACGUCACUGAUGAGAAUGAAUGGUGUGUAUUCUGAAAUACUUUACCUGCUGCAGAUGUUAUUUGUUGUUUUUCUUUUUCUUUUCCCACUUCUUGUCUCGUUUCUUUUAUUUCAAAACAACCAGGUAAAGAAAUAUGCUGGAUACUUCUAAAGUAAAUGAUAAUGGAGGUGUGAUCAAGUAAUAAUAUAAAGAGUAAAGAGAAAAAAAAACCCUUGUAAUGUUCAAAUGUAAAAGAAAAUAAGAAAUACAAAACUAUAAAAAAAGAAAGAUGCUUCUUUGCUGAUUUCAAGUUUAAUCAGAGUUUUAUCGAUACUUUGUGGUUUAUAUAUUAAUAAUUGUAAUAUACUAUUAAAAUGUACUGUGCAUCCAUUGCUUUCUCUCUUUCCAUUCCCCAUCCUCAGAGAUCCUACUAUCUUUUGUUGAUCAUUCAUGUAUUUCAUUAGUGUGUAAAGAAAUCACAGUUAACUUGUAAACAGAGUGCUGUCUUUGAUACCAGUGUAGUGCUCUUUGUUGUUCUCCCUUGCUCUACCUCUCCUUUCUCUCAUAUUUAUCCCUCUCUCCCUUUCGCGCUCUUUUUCUAUCCUGUAAUUACAAAGUAGAUGUUAUAUAGGACUCAUUAAUAUAAUACUUGUAGUGAAUAGUGGAUUUAGGACCAGUCAAGAUAGACCUUUCUCUAAAUGAUCAUGUUAUUCUGAUAUUUGCAGACAAUUAUUUUGAUAGAGGUUCAUUGUAAUUUAUUCCCUGUAUGUUUUUUUUUCCUUUUUUUGUUUUGUUUUUUUGUUUUUAUUUUUGUUUUGUUUUGUUUUUUUGUUUGGUUUUAUGCCACUCUCACAUGGUUUCAGCUAACCAAAGCUCUCAUGGAUGAACAACAGAGAAACCGUUGCUGUAAAGAUGGAAUUGUACACAAGGCAUUAUUUGGAUCCCCACCCUUGAAUGUUUUAAAAGGGGUGUGCCAUACUACCUUAAAUGCUAACGCUAGAUAUGCAAAACUUUUAUUUUUUAUUAUUUUUUAAGAGGGACACAAGCUAUAAUCAUGGAAAAAGAUUUUAUGUAAAAAAUAAAAAUAAAAAAAAAUCAUAUUUUUUUAAGAAACAUACCAAUGAUUACCACAAUAGUCAUAUCAGUCAAAGUGCUGUUUAAAUAACCUGUUAUAUCUUUUCAUGUUUGCACACUUUGGAAAUAUCCCAGAAGCCUCCGGCAUAGUUAUGUUUUAGGUAAUACUGUUAUUUCUCUCACAAUGUUUCUUAAUAAUUCUUAUCAUAUUAAUCUCAGAUCUCUGGGAGUUAGUUUUUGUUUUAAUCCACUAUCAAUGUUGUUCACAUACAUUGACUUUAUAGAGGCAUUACUGUAAAAAUGAAAAAAUACCUACAGCAAAAGACUCCAUUAAAUAGAAAACCUCCAAAGGAACAGCUGUUAAUGGACGGACUGUGUGGUAAUUGGUGGUUAAAUUCACGUCCUGAUGCUGGACUGGCAUCCUGAUGCAUAGAUUCACUGCUAAGCCAAAUCAGAGCAGAAAAAGAUCAAGUUAAAGAACAACACGUCAAAGAAUCACAAACCUGUUAGAUUUACACACACUGCCGUGUUUCAGGCAAAAACAAACAAUUACGAAGCCAAUUCAAUUUCAGAGCUCAAGCUGUGUGCACACUCCAACCACAGUACAGUUUCAAUUAAACAUAAUUUAGGUUUUAUAUCAGUUAUUUAAUUCACCUCAUGAGGUCUUAGAUUGAGUACUAUACACAUUAUAAUAAUAAAUAACAUUAGUGUCUGUUCGUUCUCAUCUAAUACAGACUGUCAAAUUACAUACAAUAUGUACAGUAAUGGCAGCUUUGGUAGUGACAUUAAUAGACAAAUUAUUCCAAUGAAUCCAGUGUGUAUAUACACAAGACACUGUGUUACUGAAAAAUAGGUGAAGACAAAUCAUCCCAAACUGAGUCACAUAAUAUAAUAUUGGCCCAAAACUAUAGAAAAACAAAGCAAAACUAAAACCUUUAUUUUGUUUAUUUAAAAAGUAUUAAUGUUUAUGUUGACCUUAAUUGCACAUUAUAGAAUAUGAUAUAAAAAUAGCUCAAUAGUAGAAAAACAACAGAUAUAAUAGGAAUCAUUUAAGUGUACCAACCAACUUAAGUUAAGUUUUGUUCUGACAUGAUAAAAGAAAGUGUUCCUCCUGUUUAUUUGCAGCGUUGUCCCUUGAAUUUGUUUAUCUGCAAAUUGUGUUAAAUAAGAAACUCAAACCACCUACAAACCAGAACAAGGAGCUCAUUAGGAGCUCUGGAUGAUUCCAGUUUGUACUGCCAUUUCAUCUGAAAAACAAAUAACAGUGCAUCAAGUAUAAGAUAUAUUGUUUUGUUUCACUGUUGCAUUGCCUGGUGGUUUUAAUUGGACUGUAAUUAACUCUUUUUUUAAUGACAAAAAAUUGAAAUGGCUUAUUUUCCCUUGAACAAUAUAAAAAUUGACUCUUCUAUUUGUUUUGUGAUCCUGUAGCUUGGACUUUAAGGUAGCAUGGCUCUGUUGCUGUAAUUUCAUUUUAUCUCGAAACUGACAGCAGUUUACAGCUGAUGAAUGUUACACAUCUUAGUAGACUAGCUUAUCCAUUUGGGGAGAGGGGAGGGGUCUUGGUUUAAGAAAAAAAAAAGAAAAAGAAAUCAAAAAAGAAAAAAAGUCAACCUGGAAGGUGUUGACAUUUGUAGUGUACUACCGUAUCCAUUUAAACUUGAAUCUCGAGGCAAGUGCUAGGCAAUGGCCAAACAAUUUAUCCCCAUCCGUUCUGGGGGAAAAUCCCACCCUGAAACACACAUACACACAUACACAAACACACACACACAUGCGCACACACACUUCUGAGAUUUCUGUCGCCUUUGAUUCACAUCUGUCUGUGACUGUGAACAUGAACAACCGUCUCCCACAAAGCUAGGGACAUUAGACAAGUACUGUUUCAGGCCUCUGCUCCAUUUCUAAUGAAUUAGACUGACUUUGAAGGAUCAUUGAAUGUUAUUGAGUAUUUAUACCCAAAAGAGGCUUAUUCAUAGUGGUGCUAAUGGUUUUAAACCAGACAAUGUGCCCUUAUCUCUGAGAGAUACUGGAUACUGUCACAGUGACCACAAAGUUAGUCUCCCAGUCCGCAAAGUGACUCUCCUCGCUAACACCACCAUUUAUAGUGUCGGCUCUCUCCUUUCAGGAUACAACAUAAGAUCUGUUCAUGUUCACAGAAUCCAGACCAAACACUUCAAGGUGACAGAAAUGGCACAAGUUUAACUGUACUGUCGUGUUUUAGGGUGAAUUUCCCCCUUCAGUCCAAACCAUUGCCAUCUCAUCCAUGCUCAUGACUAAAUAUAUACAUACAAUUGCAAUAUAUAUAUAAAUAUAAGUGUGUAUAGAUGAAUAUAUAUUUGCAAUUUUUCGCUCAUUUGAAACAAUAUUAGACUGGAGACCUCAGCUGUAUACAGACUACUCCUCACACAGCUACACCCGGGUUCAUAAUAGUAGUCAAAUCGUCAUUAUUAGCUUAGCUCACCAACACGAGAGUUCGACCCCAUGGCGUGUUGUCGAGUUUGGAGCAGACCGCGUGGCCUAGAGAGGGGAGCCUGGAAGCUCUUCAGACUGCAUGGACGGCAGUGUGAGGCUCUGCUGUGCUUCCAUGUUUCUGCAGGCUGAGCACAGAGCUCUCUCUCCACUGCUGUCUGCCCAUUCCUAACACUUGCCCCUUUUUUUUAUGUUAACCGACUUUUUAUGGCGAGAGACAGACAGACUUGACUGACAUCUGAAAGCAUCUUUCAGGUUAUCAUAUGGCUUGCUUAAGCCCUGUUGUAAAAUAUACUAAAAAAAAAUGAUGAUGAUGAUAAUAAUAAUAAUAAUAAUGGAUGGGGGUCUCUCACAUAUCAAAUGUGGAAAGUCUAAUUUUAUAUUUGUAUUUUCAAAUAAUAAUAUUGACAAAAAAAUGUCUGUGAAAGGUUUCCAUCCUCUACUGUGGUCCAGAAAUUGAUGUGUCUGUCUGGAAAAUAAAUAAAAUAAACUGAAUUGUUAUAUUA